UUGGCACACUCCUAUUUUGCUUUCACCAUGUCCGAGACCGCGCCACCCGCUCCUGCUCCGCCCGCCUCCACCGCCCCGGAGAAACCUGCGGCUGGCAAGAAGGCGAAGAAGCCGACGAAGGCCGCGGCGGCUGCCAAGAAAAAGCCCGCGGGGCCCUCCGUUUCUGAGCUGCUGGUUCAGGCUGUCUCCUCUUCCAAGGAGCGCAGCGGCGUGUCGCUGGCCGCGCUCAAGAAGGCGCUGGCAGCCGCGGGCUACGACGUGGACAAGAACAACAGCCGCAUCAAGCUGGGCCUGAAGAGCCUGGUGAGCAAGGGCACCCUGGUGCAGACCAAGGGCACCGGCGCUUCUGGCUCCUUCAAGCUCAACAAGAAGGCGGCUUCCGGCGAGGCCAAGCCCAGCGCUGGCAAGGGGGCGGCGAAACCCAAGGCGACAGGCGCUUCUAAGAAGCCCAAAAAGGCUACUGGCGCUGCUGUUAAGAAAGUUGUCAAAACUCCAAAGAAGAUCAAAAAGCCACCAGUGACCAAGAAGGCCUCCAAGAGCCCCAAGAAGCCUAAGGCUGUGAAGCCCAAGAAAGUAGCCAAAAGCCCUGCCAAGGCCAAGGCUGUGAAGCCCAAGGCGCCCAAGGCUAAGGUGACCAAGCCGAAGACCGGUACCAAGCCCAAGAAGAACCCUGAGAAAAUCUUUUCGGUCAAAUCAUCUUUUAGACAAUGUCCUUCACAUGGAGAAGCACAGUGUACUGACCCGUGGGUGAGCAAAGUGCACUGACGUUUCCAUUUCCCGCUGCUGAC
Messenger RNA from Phyllostomus hastatus (greater spear-nosed bat), 788 nucleotides. RefSeq names its product H1.1 linker histone, cluster member (gene H1-1). Bases 28 to 765 code for a protein of 245 amino acids. Lineage: Eukaryota; Metazoa; Chordata; Mammalia; Chiroptera; Phyllostomidae. Gene Ontology annotation, biological process: nucleosome assembly. Gene Ontology annotation, molecular function: DNA binding; structural constituent of chromatin. The record is from RefSeq and is a predicted model, not a curated record. The transcript is spliced from 2 exons. Gene Ontology annotation, cellular component: nucleosome.